GGUAUUUGCGAAACGUCAUAAAAACAGAGGUUUGGUAUUUGGUCCAAUUUGGUCGUAAAAACAUGAACGGAAAAGUGAAUUUCAGAGUUUAGUAACUACGUACUGGCGUUAAUUGUUUAGUAAAAUUGGUGCUUUAAACGUGUAAAAUGGAUCCUCACUUACACCGGAGAAUGUCGUCUUCGAAUCCCUUUGCAUCGCUGUUUCCAGGCAGCAGUCAAGAUGGUUCCGAUCACCCUGACGCUCCAGAACCUUCUCUGAAUGAUCUGCUCGAGGAGAUUUUCGGCUUUACUUUAAAUGAACAAAUCACUGACACCAAGGAAAUUCUUUAUUUGGAGGAAGUAAGCGAGGAGCUAGACACAACAGUUCUAAAUAUGGACAACAUUCGGCAAGUUCUAUUUGAAAGACUUUUAAUUUGCCAAAAAGAUAAUCCCGUUCUGAUUAACAAUAAACGUUUGGGAUUUCGAAACCAACACGCCAUUGAAAUGCUACCAAUAAAAUACCUGUACGACUGCUACGUAUUAUUGCACACCAAUCAACAUUUGAGGCCAGAAGAUCGAUUAUCUUUAAAGGACAAGAUUAUACAAAAUGUGGCUACAUCUAUAUUGCAGCCGGACAUCUAUGGCGAUCAAGAUUUGUCAGAGCAAAUGUUCAAUCUGUUGUUAGCAGGUGGACCUCAUCAUGAUACGUUUUUCGUCGAGGUUUCUAGAAGGGUGCUAGAUGAAGAAGCGACUAAUGACAUUGUUUUAUCGUCGUUCAUUGAGCAGAUGAAUAGAAAAAUGACUGCAAAGUUGAGACAGGCUCAUUUGGUAUCCUUUGAACUCCGCGUCCUUAAUUAUUUCAAGGCAUGCACGGCCAAUGACUUUUUGGCAGAUAUAUUUAUAGAUCUUUGUGUACCAUUGACGCUUUACAAGGGCUCAGAGUAUCCCAAUACCCCAAUAGGGGCGCUUCUUAAUUUUUCUGUACUGCCGAAGAAUUCAAAUGACCCUUAUACGCUUUUUAGUGGAACCCUGGAUCAAAAAGCAAAUCGCAUUGAAAACGAAUUGAUGUGGGAAAGUAUGGGACAUCAGAAAGACCUGCUUUAUGCGUUCUUUUUACAAUUCCUAAAAAGGAGCAAUGCAGUAAGAACCAAAUUGCUCACGUGGUUUGGCCGUUGCUUGCAGUACAAUGGCGAUAGAGGAAAGCUCGCACAUCAGGGAGGGAUGCAAUUUCUGAACAUAAGCAAUCCCCAGGCACCUGACGGAUUUAUGCUAAACGUUUGCACUGUAUUGGUGGACUUGACUAGGCCGUUUUGCUUAGAUUUUACUGACGGGAGGAUACUAAAAGUUGACCCUACUUAUACUGCUGUACAAACUCAAGGCACCGGUUCAGACGCAUCCUCAAAAGGAGUAAAUAUGUUUGGUUUAUCAGCUGAGACCUGUUUAGUUCCGGUCGAAACUCAUGACGGUUUAGAAGAAACGCGAAUAACUGCGGAAAAGUACAAUUUUAUUACACAGGUUUUUUUUAUGGCUCACAAAGCAAUGGACUUGUCAUUUCGAGGCAUGGUUCAACAUCUAAAUGCCUUAAACGAAGAAGUACAAAAACUUAUGACGGCGCAUAGAGAUGCGGUGGAACAAACAGGUCUAAACUCAGAGUUAACUAGUACUGUAAAAAAGGCGUUAAUUUCAGAAUAUACCAAAUUGCUCCAUUUUAAGUGUGCGCUGGGUGAACCGAAAUUGCUAAACAGUUUGUUUGAUUUGAUAUCAGCCACUUGUUAUUGGUUGUCGCAAGUUGCAGUAAAUGUUGACUUAUCUGAAACCGAGACUACAACUUUUGCUCCCUUGGAAGAAAGAGCCAUUACUUUUCCUCUUCCAGAAAAAGUUCCAUUCACACUUAAAUGCAUUCCAGAAUUCAUCGUAGAAAACAUAGUCAGUUUUUUAGUGUAUAUAUUUCGAUACAUUCCAACUUUGUUUGAGGACAUCGGUUGUAGCAAAAUGGAACCAAUUGUUACGUUUCUGUUGACAUACAUGGGUUCAUCUAGUCAUAUGAAGAAUCCACAUCUUAGAGCCAGAUUGGCUGAAGGAUUAGAUGCCUUUGUGCCAAAUCGCGACGAUCUUACAAUACUAAAUAUUAGCACUUAUCAAAGGACUAGGCUAUUUACUCACCAUCCCCACAAGGGGGAGAUGGUGAAGAUGGUAAUGAAGGUCUUCGUAAGCAUAGAAAUGACUGGACAAAGCGUGCAAUUUGAACAGAAGUUCAACUACAGAAGACCGAUGUAUCAAAUUCUUAAGUACUUAUGGCAAAUUACAGAGCACGAACUUUGUUUCAAGGCGUUAGCGUGCGAAGCUGAAGCCAACAUGGAAGCCGUAGAAGCUCCAUUAUUCCUACGUUUUAUUAACUUGCUGAUAAACGAUGCGAUUUAUUUGUUAGAUGAGUCUUUGAGCAAUAUGGCCAAACUUAAGGAAAUGCAAACUGCCCACGCAAAUGGAGAAUGGAAUUCGUUGAGUGAAAGAGAAAGCGCUGAAAAUAUGCGGCUCAUGAACCACACAGGCAGGUUAGCCCAGUAUGAUAAUACGUUAGCGAAAGACACCACCUUUGCCUUACAACAAAUAACAUCAGAAAUCACCUCGGUUUUUACCCAUCCUACCAUAGUCGAUAGAGUUGCGGGAAUGCUAAAUUAUUUCCUCUUAAAUUUAGUUGGACCUAAUCGCAAAAACUUCAAGGUAAAAAAUUUAGACGACUACGCGUUCGAUCCUAAACAAAUCGUGUUGGAUAUAAUUAAAAUUUACAUACAUUUGAAAGAUAGCGAUGCAUUUUGUCUAGCGGUUUCGCAAGAUGGACGCUCCUAUAGUCCAAGCUUAUUUGAAUUCGCCGAGGAUGUUUUAGUUCGCGUUGACUAUGGGUGCUUAUUGAGUGAGUUAAGAGAGGUGGCUGAAAAAGUAGCCAGAAAAGCUAUCGAGUACAUGGAAAAUGAAGAAGCCUUGGCCGAAGCUCCUGAUCAUUACUUAGAUCCCAUUAUGUCCACUUUAAUGAAGGAUCCAGUCAUUUUGCCAAGCUCUAAAAAGACGGUUGAUAGAACCACAAUCGCAAGACAUCUUCUGAGCGACCAAACUGAUCCGUUUAAUCGGUCGGCGCUAUCCAUGGAUCAACUAAUUCCGGAUGUAGCACUGAAAGCUGAGAUAGACAAUUUCAUUCGCGAAAGGCAGAAGAAAACUAAACCCGAAGCGAACGAAAUAUUUAUCGAGACAAUGGAAAUGGACUAAUAAUUCAGGUUUUUUCAAAUUUUAUGUGGCAAAUAUACAAAUAUUUUGUCUUGGUGCAUGUUUCAUGACCGUCGCCUGAAGGUGACGGUGAUUUACAGAUAUUAUAUAAAAUUUAAAUUUUAAUGAUAUCAAGUCUAUUAUUGUCUUACUGUGUAGAAUUUACUGUGGCUCAAUGCGGACUUUCUUGCAACGUUACCAUUAAACAAUUAAAUUAAUUUUAAACUGUA
This is a messenger RNA of Dendroctonus ponderosae (mountain pine beetle), 3466 nucleotides long. RefSeq names its product ubiquitin conjugation factor E4 A (gene Ube4A). NCBI's taxonomy places the organism in Eukaryota, Metazoa, Arthropoda, Insecta, Coleoptera, Curculionidae. Gene Ontology annotation, biological process: protein polyubiquitination. Gene Ontology annotation, cellular component: cytoplasm; ubiquitin ligase complex; nucleus. Gene Ontology annotation, molecular function: ubiquitin-ubiquitin ligase activity. The transcript is spliced from 15 exons. Bases 147 to 3239 code for a protein of 1030 amino acids. The record is from RefSeq and is a predicted model, not a curated record.